Linum trigynum is the source of this 2036-nucleotide messenger RNA. The record is from the annotation of a GenBank genome assembly. NCBI's taxonomy places the organism in Eukaryota, Viridiplantae, Streptophyta, Magnoliopsida, Malpighiales, Linaceae.
CUUAACGAUCAACCGAUAACCGACUAAACAGUUAUAAUUAUAUUCGAACCAAACCUAUUAACAACCCUAAUACUAUGCACCCAAGUCUAAAUAUAGUUUUAAGACAUCAAAUUUUGAUUUUUAAUUAGUAGCAUUAUUCAAGGUAUAAUAUAUGAUCAUAACUAACAAUUCAUCACCCUGGGUCCUAAACCUUCAUUUCUGAAUCCAAACACCAAACUCCAAAUUGUAGGCCUUAAACCUUAAAUCCCUAAAUUCUUCAAAUAAAAAUAAAUUUUGAAUGAUUUUUGUGCAAUUUCAUGUAUUAUCUUGUCCAUCAUAUUACAAGUGAUGAUUGACUUUGUUUUAACAUGAAUCAUCAACUCAAAAUGACGAUUAUGAAGUGGGUGCAUAAAAUGCACCAAAUACUUAUGUAUAUGUUGUAGGCUUGUGCCUUGUAGGGUUUAUACUUUAUACCAUGAUUGAAAGACUCGGUGAUGUGGAAGUUGAGGUGAGAAAAUUCUAAUCAAAAUUUUCAUUAAAUGGAUUCAAUCAAAGUCUUUGUUGUUGAAUAUAUUCAAAAAAGUUUCUAUUGAAUAAAUUCAUCACAUGUUCUUAUUUGUGUUACGAGACUAAGUAAAGAUCUUGAAUUUGCCUUAAACUAAGGUAGAGUCGUAGAGAUAAGGAGAAGAGAUGAGAUAGUGAUGCUUUAAUUUUUUAUCAUUAGUAAUCUUUGAUUCGAUUGAUUGGAGGCUGAAAAAGAAUGUUCAUUUUUUUACAUUAUGAAAAUCACAAGAAAUUGAGUGAGAGAGACACCGAGGUGAGAGGUGACUUAAGAUGGUAGGAUAUCUAUCCCAUUUUUUCAGUUUAUAGCAUAAAAAAUAUCAAAUACACCCCCUCGAAUAUAGAAGGGUUAAUACGGGUGCUAAACCCUCAAUGGGUUAGCAAAGAUAAUACGUUCCACACAAACGGGGUGAAUGACUGUUCUGUAACAAAGUGAAAAAGUUCGUGACUCAUUUAUAACAUUUCAAAGUACACUGAUCGUAUUGUCAUAAACACCAAAGUUUGAUGACUAUUUACAAGUUCUCUCGCAGUAUAAAUACGGAUUAUUUCCUCGUCGGCGAAGGUUCUUCCUUUUCCUUCCCUUUCUGUUCUUCACCAAUACGAAAGAAAUGUUCUUGAAGCUAUGGGGCUGGUAUCGCAACUGCCUAACCUCUCAUCCGUUGAAGACCCAGGUCAUCAGCUCCGGUUUCCUUUGGGGCGCCGGCGAUAUUGGUGCGCAAUACGUCACUCACUCCACUGCCAUUAAGCGUCUUCAGUGUACCGAUAAAGAGGCUGAAUUCAGGAUAAAUUGGAAGCGCGUAGCUAUUACCAGUGCAUUUGGCCUUGGAUUUGUCGGUCCAGUUGGCCAUUUCUGGUAUGAGAACUUGGACAAGUUUAUCAGGUUGAGACUUAAACUAACACCAAAAUCAGCUCGGUUUGUGGCUGCUAAAGUGGCAGCUGACAGCAUAAUCUUUGGGCCCUUGGAUCUGCUAGUAUUUUUCACCUACAUGGGAUUUUCUACUGGGAAGAAUGCUGCUCAAGUGAAAGAAGACGUGAAGAGGGACUUCCUUCCAUCGCUGGCCUUGGAAGGCGGUAUUUGGCCACUGGUUCAAGUGGCUAACUUCAGAUAUGUACCAGUACAGUACCAACUUCUCUAUGUCAAUUUCUUUUGCUUGAUAGACAGCGCUUUCUUGUCGUGGGUCGAGCAACAAAAAGAUGCUCCAUGGAAACAGUGGUUCAAAUCGGUCCAGAUUUUGAAAGAGAAAGGAGGGCAAGGCAGAUUAUGAUAAUCAUGAUAUUCUCUCCUCUUUUCCUGUCUUAACUUCUUUUCAUUUUUGACUGUGUUACUCUUUGAAUCUCACUCAUAGCUGUAACAUGAGGAGAGUUAGCAGGAUAGGCUUGUUGAAGAUUGGAUUUGGGAAUUGAAUUAGUUGCUCCUAUUGUAUGAUUUUGUAUCAACUGUAAUAAUUCGUUCCCCAACUUUAAUGCAAGAAUCAGAGUAAAUUCUGUGAUUUGAC